AGCACCGACGAGGUACGUCAGGUAUCCCUAUAACACCAACGAAAUUCCAAGUGGUUUGCCACGUAUAAGAAUAACUUUUCAUAUCGACGGGUUUUCAUCUGUUUUAAAAUGGGUAACUACCCCGUAAUCCAAAAGGCGGGAAAUUAGUGAGAAUACCGUCCAACCAGCAACUGUAUUACCUCAGUACUAGUCAUCUUCUUCUACUCACUUCCCUCUUCCCACAACCAUGAACACUCCCCUAAUUCUUCCAAAUUAUCUCACUUCAUCUUCCCCAAUUUUCAAUUUUCCAAACCCUAAACCUAAUCUCUCUCCUAAACUUCCUUCACUUUCCUUUAAUUUCCACCUCUUCCGCUCUCUUCUCCUCCAUCAAAACCCCUUCCUCAAGGUAUUCCUCUUUUUUCUCUCUCAUUUUCCUCUUUUUUCUUUCUUAAUUUUGUCUUCCUUUUGAGUUUUCAGAUGAAUCGGGCAAUCAAUUUGAAUAACUCAGUUAACGCGUUGGAAGAUGAAUUUUGUGGUGAUGAUUUGGUAGUUGAAGCGUCUCUUACUAGAAUUCUUCCACCUGCUUUGACAUUGGAGCAUGGUGUUGCUGCAUUGAAGGAUGCGCUUCAGGAAUUUAAGCUUAUCUCCGAAUUCUGCUUGUGGUCAAAUUAGAUUUCAGGUAGCUGUGCCCCCAAGUGCGAAUGCUUUGGACUGGUUCUGUUGUCAGCCUGAGGCAUCGGUAGUGUUUCCUCAGUUUUACAUGUCCAAGCAAUCAAAGAUUCCAACUCGUGAGUCAGCUUUCUUUAACAAGACUCGUGGGGUUUUUGGAAUUGGAGCUGCGGUUUCUUUUAGACAGUCAUCUUCUAGAUCUGAUGAGUGGAACUCAUUUAGAAGGUAAAGUUCAAAUAU
Molecule: messenger RNA, 888 nt
Organism: Chenopodium quinoa (quinoa)
Lineage: Eukaryota; Viridiplantae; Streptophyta; Magnoliopsida; Caryophyllales; Amaranthaceae
Product: protein PHYLLO, chloroplastic-like
Exons: 2
Coding region: 599-877 (92 amino acids)
Biological process (GO): phylloquinone biosynthetic process
Cellular component (GO): plastid
Molecular function (GO): isochorismate synthase activity
Source: RefSeq, a predicted model, not a curated record